AUGGAUUCCUUUACACGUCAGCGAAGGGGCUCUGGAGGAAGGGAUAUCGAGGUCCCUGCUGGAGCUUCUGAGCCAGAUUAUCAGGCAGCCUUGGGCCAAGAGGACAGCGAGCAACAGCCUGCACCUGUACGUCUAGGAGAAAUGUCUCCGGGCAUGUUGGAGCAGGGCGGGGUUCCGGCAGAGCCGGAGACGCCUGCCAACUUGUUUGUGGCAAGUCCUUUUCAUUCUGAGAAGGUGAAAUCAGAAGUGGAGCUUCUCAGAUCGAGACCGGCGACGUUGGAUGAUGACGGAAGGCGUGCUGGAAUCGAUUACGAUGAGGCAGCUCUUGGAGAUUCGAGCUUUUUGAGUGGCGGCAGGGAACCGGACUAUAGCUUAGCUGGCCAUGGAUCUCGUGGAGGAGCUCCUAAGCUGGCCCGAGUGGAGAUAGCAGGCGAGCAUGCUGUUGAGCAGUCUGGUGAAGCCGAGGAGCAAAAGCCUGGCAUAGUUGAGGUGCAACCUGAGACUGGGCGAGGCUGGGAAAUUACUGGCAAGGGUCGGGGUGCAAAUCCGAGGGAUGGAUCCGCGAGCACUUUUGCUGGUGAGAAACCGGGAGCUUCAGACGCUCGAGAGCUCAUUCCUGACUCUGGUUUUUCCAGGAUGGAACAGAUGAUGUUGCAAGUGAUGCAGGAGAAUGCUGCUCUGCGGCAGAGACUGGAAGCGGUGGAGUCUCAGUCAAGCGGCCUGAGUGGAGGAACCUGUGUGACAGCGCUCGAAGCUCAGGUCAGUUCGCCGAUGUCUUUCGCUGGGAAUGUACAGAGUUGCGUGGCCGCGCCACGAGAGAAUCGUCUUGUACAGAUGCCGAGUGCGUUUCCGGGCAACGAUUUCCAAGGAUAUUUGGCUGGCGUUGAGGAUUUUGCGCGUGGGGAAAAGGGGAUACCGAGUCAAGGCGUUCCAGGGUCUUCUCCCACUGUUGCAGAGGGGAUCUCGUCCUUUAGCGCUCCUGGGGCAUUUCCUGAGGAACCAGCGAAGUACAUUAUCGACCUGCCUAAGCUUGCUGCUGCUGACUUGACCACUAGCGCCGUAACAUGUGGCAACUGGCUUGCGCAGACACGCCAGGUUUUCGCGGGGCUUUCGCCGUCAGCGUCUGUUUGGUUCAGCUCGGUUGAGGGCGCGGCUAAUGCAAGCUAUCAGCGUUGGCUUGUAGCAGAUCCGUUGGAACGGCUAGCUCUCGAUCCCUCCACGGUUGUUGCUCACUAUGAUGCCGUCAAGUACCAGCGCGUAGAAAGUAGGGCAGCCCCAGACCCCAAGCUUCCCAGCACAUCUGCAUCUUCUCAGACGCCGAGUCCCACUGUGGCAGCGGUAUUUGGAGAGGCGGACGCUGGUAAAGGCAAAGUAGGUGCUUGGCUUGUGGUCAGAGCGGACACUACCGGCCGGACUGUCCGAUUGUCCCAGCAGAGCUCAGACCGGUGCUGCCAGAGGGUGGAUCGCCAAGAAGCCUUGUUUGCUGAAGCAGCCAAGCUUUUGCAAGGUGCAAGCGCAAAGGUUUUGAGGGUUGGCGAGUGGAACAUAGAUGAGACUUGGCUCUGUAGCGCUGUGAGUGCAUCCAAUCUUGAGUAUGCCUUGAUUGACUCUGGUGUCACUGAAUUGCACGUCAACGAGUAUGGGACCUUGCUUAGCCCUGUUGAUUGCCAGCUCAUAUUGCCUGCCGGGUACUUAGUCAGUAUGGGUUACCGCCUGAAGAAGUGGAAGGGCUCCGUGAGGCAUAUGGGUUGUCGCCAGCGGAGUCAUUGGCGAUCUCGGAUCACCACCUUGUACUCUUUGAGUGUCGACAUUGCUGGACCGUUCAAGGAUGGUCGCAGUUUUGACCCGAUUGCGUCUGGCAGGGAUCGUGGACGUGGCUAUAAGUACUUCAUUGCUGCAGCGUACUCGAUACCCUUGAGUCCCGAGUUGCGACCUGAUUUGAGUCCUCCUGAUGAUCUAGCUGAGUAUUGUCCUUCUGAGUGUGAGCAAGAAGCUGCAGGGGUAGGACCUAUAGCCGAUGAGGCGUCUGAGGAUUGCUCUGAGUGGCUGGACGGGGUACAUGAGCAGCUCCUGGCCCUGAUUUACCGGGGAACGCUGCAGACGGGGCAGAAGAGGUUGGAGUCGUUUGGGUACCCUGUUCACCGCUACUUCGCAGACCGUGCUAAAGAGCUGAGGAGCCAUGCUUUGAUUCAGUGGCUUCGAGAACGCGGCAUUCGUGCCUCAUUUACCGCAGGAGAGGAUCCUGCUGGAAAUAAGGCAGAGGUCAGUGUCCAGCGGUUGAAGCAAGAUGCCAGGAAACUCCUUCGCGUUGCCGAUCUGCCAAUCGAGUUUUGGCCAUUUGCUAUUCUUCAUGCUUCGCAAAGACACUUUGUGCAAAUGGCUGAGGCUUUGGGUGUGGGACAGGCUGUCCUUUUACCGUUUGGGGUAUGGUUGCAUGCGCGAAAGCGUUUGAAGUCGGGUCAUAAGAAGCAUUGGGAGACACGAACUGUUCCGGGCAAGUACCUGGGGGUUGCAACUGAUUGUGCUGGUGGGCACCUGGUGUUAAUCCAGGAUGGGUCCGAGCAGCGUGUUUUGCUAACCAACACUGUCUACCCUGUUGAUCCUUUGACAGUUGAUGGUACGACCGUGAAGCUUCUCUUUGGAGAUUCUGGUGUUUGGCUGGGAAAUAAGCUUGAGACUGGUGACUACAGCACGGUUGAGGCAUUAGAGGAUAGGUGGGUGAUUGCUGCCUAUGCUCCUCGGGGUACAUGGAAGAUUCUGAACGAAUACGCUCGUGAGCUUGAGAGCUUGGGGUUCGAUUCUAAAGGGUUGGAUCACCUUUUCGCUGCAGAGCGUGCUUCGAUUUCAAAGUUUAAUGCUGAGGGUGAUGAGGACUUGACCUCUGAGGGGCUUUGGGAAGUUGAGUUUCCCUGUGAAGUGUUGAAGCCUGGUUGGCGUGAGCACGUUUUAAGAAAUCACCUGUCCUCAGCUUUGGCGUGUAAAGCCCUUGUGAAGGAGCUUAGCUGUUUUGGAAAUGAUGAUGUAGGCUACGAAUUGAUUCGGACCUUGAAGUCGGUUGAAUGCCAGCGCGAGUGGUAUGAGGGACUUCUGUGGGAUGACUUUGUCAGGAAUUCUGGGAGUAUGUUAAAGGCUUUGAAUCAGGAUGUUCCUCUGAACCCGGAAGACCAAACCAGCCCUGCCGAAGCUUUUCUCCAAACGAGGACAGUAAGCUUAGCUGAGGCAAAGGGUGAAUUGGUGCUAUGGAUACCUUCGGCUACUGAGGAAGUUGUCUCUUUGGAACAAACGAAUGAGGCUGUUGAGCGCAUUGUCGUGUCGGACAUUGAGCGGUUGAUUCAAGAAGGAAAAAGGGUAACCCAGGUUCCAGGAAAGGCAGUCCUAACCAGGAAGGCUGGUGUUGGGAAACGCCGAUUCAGGUGUGUCGCGUGUGGGAACUACAUCCCCACUGGCUCUCCUGAUUCCAACAACCUUUAUGCGAGUGGCGUUGAAAGCUUGACUGUCAGAACGGCAUUAGGUUUUGCUGCUUACCGUGGUUGGGCAGCUUUGAGCGCCGACAUAAGGACGGCCUUCCUUCACGCGCCGUUGGACGGCGAGCUUGAGUCCGAAGAAAUUAUCAUUGUCAGGCCUCCAUCUAUUCUUGUAGACAUGAAAAUUCUUUCCCCGAAUCAUCGAUGGCGCGUGCGUAAAGCACUGUAUGGGUUACGACAAGCUCCCUUGGCUUGGGCCCGGUUCCGAGAUAAGUCAUUGCGGGUGCUGACCUUUCAGUGUGACGGUGCAUGGUAUGCCUUGCAGCAGGGUGUCAGUGAUGAUUCGCUUUGGUUCAUCACUAAAAGCGAGAUUGCCGAGGAUGACACUGAGCGUUGGCAUGGUAUCUUGAUCAUUUACGUUGACGAUCUUUUGGGUUUCGCUUCAUCGGUGAUCCUUAGUGCCCUUUUCGAUGAAAUACAGAAGCUGUGGAAGCUUUCGGAACCCGAGUGGAUUCGGGAGGAGGCUGCCACUAAGUUCUGUGGGUUGGAAAUCCAGGCCCUACAACGAGGAGGGUAUCGCAUAUCGCAGGUUUCCUAUUUGCAGGAGCUUUUUGCAAGAUACGACGUCACAAGCAGUGCAAGUGCGCCCUUGAGUAAUUGGACUGAUCCGGAAAAUGAGCAACAGGUGCAGUUGGAGACUGUCCGGAAGGCGCAAGCCCUGACAGGUGCUUUGCUUUGGGCUUCGUCGAAAACCAGACCCGAUAUUGCUUUUGCUGUCAGUAAACUUGGGCAAUAUGCUGUGAAGGCGCCAAGCAUUGUGAUUGAGAGCGGGCAUCAAAUCCUGCGCUACUUGUAUGGUACGGCGGACCUGUGGCUGGAAUACCAGAAGCCAAGCGACAAUUCCUGGCUUGACGCUCCGGUUCCUCGAACUUUAAAUACUCUGGAGUUGUACACCGACGCUUCCCAUGCCCCUAACGGGGGGCGAUCUUGCCAAGCGAUGGUCAUCCUAUGGGGAGGAAAUGUGUUAUGCUGGGAAUCCUGUCGUCAACCGUUUGUGACUCUGUCCUCUACGGAGGCAGAGCUAGUUGCAGUCACCGCCGGAAUAGUUGCUGCAGAAUCAAUUGGGGGCAUCAUUGAGGAAAUGAUCGAGUCCGACAUCACGGUCUCUGCCUUGUGUGAUAACCAGGCAGCGGUAAGGUUGUCUUCCAGCUUCGGAUCCCAGGGAUCUGUCUCUCCCCGGACCUUAGCGGGUCUUGCAUUGGUUGCUGUGUUGUCUGGUGAUGGGUCUGAACAGUUCUCUGAAACUGAAUUGCUGGAGGCGCAGCGCAAACUUCAGGUUCCUCCGAGUGGUGUUGAAAGCUUGACUGUAAGAACGGCAUUAAGCCUUGCCGCUUACCGGGGUUUGGCAGCUUCGAGCGCCGACGUACGGGCGGCAUUCCUUCACGCGCCGUUGAACGGCCAGCCUGAGUCCGAAGAGAUUGUCACUGCGCAGUCUCCAUCCAUUUCCGUGCUGAAUCUCCUUGACUUAGAAGAUGACCCUACUCCAGAUGAUAGGAGUGAUAGGCGCUGGGUCGUACUUCUCUAUGUUCUCUGGUUAGUCCUGGGCGGCAUUCUUCCUAGUUCUGCAGAGGUAGUAACCUAUGGGGAUGAACCGGUUUCUUUCGGCAGGUGGGAUGAACCGACUGGUAGCUCCACUGGGGUUGGCGAUGUGUGUCUGGAGGAUGAGCAAGGGUCUAGCUCUGAAGAAGCCGGGAGCUGGGACUGGUGGCUGUGGGUUGCCUGCGUGAUUGGAAUCUGGGAAAUCGUUCGUGCCUUAUCUCUUCGUGUGUGCAGAAGUAGAAAGACAGUGCAGGAUCAGGCAGUCAGCGCCGAAACGGUGCCGUGGCCUUUGCAUCCAGGUAUCCCUCACCGAGCGAACAUCUUGUACUGCUACUGGCGUGCAGGAUACGUGUUUGACGUACAAGAAUAUCCUGAAGCGGUUCAAUCACGAUUUUAUGGCCUCCUAGGCUCUCACCUUGAGAGGCGUGACAGAGAUGGCUUGUCCUCCACAGACUCUUCUGAUUGA
Molecule: messenger RNA, 5529 nt
Organism: Symbiodinium natans
Lineage: Eukaryota; Dinophyceae; Suessiales; Symbiodiniaceae
Source: the annotation of a GenBank genome assembly